Messenger RNA from Polyodon spathula (Mississippi paddlefish), 4969 nucleotides. RefSeq names its product rho GTPase-activating protein 12-like. The transcript has 18 exons. Gene Ontology annotation, cellular component: cytoplasm. Gene Ontology annotation, molecular function: protein binding. The coding region runs from base 151 to 3162 and encodes 1003 amino acids. NCBI's taxonomy places the organism in Eukaryota, Metazoa, Chordata, Actinopteri, Acipenseriformes, Polyodontidae. Gene Ontology annotation, biological process: regulation of GTPase activity; signal transduction. The record is from RefSeq and is a predicted model, not a curated record.
ACACAGGAAAACACAAAACCCUUUUUCAUGUCUUGAGAAUGGAUGUUUACUAGAAGGAAUAACAUGAUCCUGCAGCCUCCUAACUUAAGCUCCAAGCCGACAUCUCUGCAAACCAUCUCCUGAGAAGUGCCGUAGCCUCUUUGUAGAGAGAUGGAGAAAGGUUUGCAAUCCACCAAGGAGUAUGUGCUGGUGGAAUAUGAGUUUGAAUAUGCUUCAAAAGACGGCAGCCUCAUAACAAUCAAACCCAAUGAACGGUACAUCCUCCUGUCGAGAACUAACGACAACUGGUGGCACGUUAGAAAAGAUGAAAACACCAAAGCAUUUUAUAUCCCAGCCAAGUACGUGAAAGAGCUACCAUCCAAAAUACCAUCUGUGUUGGAUUUCCACCCCAACAAUGUCGAAUCUGACAACAAGAAAGACCCCUCCUUCAAUUUGAUGAGUGACAAGCCAACUGACGCAAGAGUCCAGUUGCAUUCUAACUUGAGCUAUAAGAAAAAUGAGUACCGUUUAUCCACGUUUGGUGUCCCGAUGGAAAUACAUGAUUCAGUUUAUAAACCUACAGCAUCUGAAUCUUUGAUUGCCAUAAAACCGACUUCAGCAGAACUCAACACAUCUCCACCAUGUACCAAAGAUAAUUCACUUCAAGCAGUCAACCAGAAAAAUGUAAAAUUAUACAGCCUGGGACCCGAUUUCUUGUUAGGUUCCAAAGGAACUGUGGAUGAAUGGCCUUCACAUAAUUUAAAAGUAAAAGCAGGGUACACUGUGGGACUUAAUACAGCACCAUGCUUAAGCUCAGUUGAUCCAGUUCCACCACAGGCCACGAGGGAUAUUUUAAGUGGAGAGUGUACGUCUGUAGAUAACAUGCAGAAACAAAACCAACCACCCCCAGUUAUAUCUAGACCUGGAAGACAGCGUGCAAGCUCUGAAAGGACAUGCGACGAGACUGAAAAUGUGUAUGAGUCUAUUCCAGAGAUACUUGAACCAAAAUAUACCUCACCAGCAAAGGGAACAGCAACCACUACACCAAAGCUUGAAAGUGAGAAUCCAGAUGGUGCUGUGUAUGCAAAUGUUGCUGAGCUAAAACAAGAAGCUCCCCAGAUUUCUCCCACUCCUCAUUCCACAAAAAGACAUUUGUCUUCAGAGACUCAGAACUGGGAGGUGCAUACAGACCAGAAGAGUGGACAGGAGUUCUACUACAACCUGGACACCGGAGAGACAACCUGGGACAACCCAUUCGGUGACCAUGAGGAGGCUACUGAGGACCAGCCCUACCCCUCCCCCCCCACCUCUCUCACUGAGAGCCCCCGCGGCAGCAAAGAAUGGGAACAGCACCUUGAUGAGACUAGUGGCCAAUAUUUCUUCUACAACUCCCUAUCCGGAGAGACUUCUUGGGAGCCACCAGAGCAAGAGGAACUGUCGUCGCUGCAUCACAUGGAGGCUGAAAACCAGCCACAAAGCAGGCCUCCCCUUCCAGAAGAGGAUUAUCCUACAUUCUCUGAGGAUGUGGAGGUCUCUCCGAAUUUGUUACUCAAAAACUAUUCCACAGUCAAGAGAGACCGGAUCCCCCAGGUUAAACUCGACACAGACACGCCAGAGGGCUGGUCAUGCAAGAUAGACAAGGAUGGACAAAUGUGCUAUACAAGCAAUUAUAACAGUACUUAUUGUUUUAAAUCACAGUGGAUAAAGUCAAAGGAUGAGCAUGGACAAACCUACUUCUACAAGACUGAUGGAUCAAAAUCUCAGUGGACCUUACCUCAGCUGUCUCCUCGCACUCACCAACCACAAUUAAGGAACGGAUUUGACCCAGAUGGCAAAAUGCAGAUGAAAAAUUGGCGGCACACGAUGAUUGCUCCAAUCUCUCACAUGGGGUCGCGGGACCAGGAGGACACCAAAUUUUUACCCACACACAGAAGAAAUGCGUCGUCUGAAUUUGGAACGGAGAUUUCGAGUUAUGGAAACCCUUGUGAAACUCCACAACCCUCAAAUAUUCUGGAAAAGGCGGGCAUUCUUAAUAAGACAAAGAUUGUCGAUAAAGGAAAACGACUCAGAAAAAACUGGACUCAAUCAUGGACUGUACUGCAUGGGGAAAUUCUAACCUUUUACAAAGAUCCCAAAUCUCAACAAAUGGGGUCCUUGAAGCAGUCCAAUCAGAUUGUCCCAGAAUAUACAAUAGAAUUACGAGGAGCAACGAUCAGCUGGGCAUCGAAAGAUAAAUCUAGCAAGAAGAACGUUUGUGAGUUGAAAACCCGUAAUGGCUCGGAAUACCUAGUACAGUAUGACAAAGAAACUAUUAUUUGCGACUGGCAUAAAGUGAUAAUGGAGACCAUCAGGAAGCUGGGUCCAGAUCAUCCUUUGGAAGAUGAUGAAAGUGUGAACGAAUCCUUUAGCAGUGAGAAAUCCCAAAGUGCCAUAGACAAAGAUGAAAAAGACAAGAAGAACCACUCCACAAGACGAAGUAUCUCCAGCACGUAUAGAGACACAGAUCCAAAGGUGCGCACUAAACUGAGGAAAUUUCUGCAGCGCCGACCAACACUGCAGUCAGUCAGGGAAAAGGGGUACAUCAGAGAUCAAGUUUUUGGAUGUUACUUAGACGCACUGUGUGAGAGGGAGAAUACAACAAUACCAGUCUUUGUGGAGAAAUGUAUCAAGACAGUAGAACAACGGGGUCUAGAUAUAGAUGGAAUUUAUCGUGUUAGUGGGAACUUGGCUGUCAUUCAGAAACUGCGCUUCAAAGUAGAUCACGAGGAGAACCUGGACUUGGAUGACGGCCACUGGGAAGAUGUCCAUGUUAUCACUGGAUCCCUAAAACUCUUCUUCCGUGAGCUGCCAGAGCCCCUCUUCCCUUUCACCCACUUUAAUAAUUUUAUUGCUGCAAUUAAGAUUCCUGGCCAUAAAGAGAAAAUAAACUACAUGAGGGAUUUGGUGAGAUCUCUUCCUCGGCCAAAUCACGACACCAUGAGUCUUCUCUUCAAGCAUUUACGCAAGGUGGUGGGGUACCAGGAGGUGAACCGCAUGUCGGUUCACAGCGUGGCUAUUGUUUUUGGACCAACACUCCUGAAACCGGAAUCUGAAACCGGAAACAUUGCCAUGCACAUGGUCUUCCAGAAUCAGGUUGUGGAAUGCAUUCUCAACUACUAUGAACACAUAUUUCAGGAUGGCUGAGUCGGGACCAGGCAGUGUAAACUCGGAAAUCAAAACUCACUUUUCCUGAUAGAAGCACUUAAGCGCAGGUACGCCCGGAUACUGCAUGCUGUGUACAUUUUGCUUUUUGUGUUUCCUCACUUUUUGCACAAAAAAAGAAUGUCGACUUUCACUUUAAGAAGUUUUACAUGAAAGGGAACCCAUGUCUGAUUUGGUAUUCUUUUGGCACUUUUCAAGUCAAAUUGUUGUCCAUAUACACUGUGCGACGUAGGCUGGUGCCUGUAAUUGACUUUGAAUUAAAUUCGUCCACCAAUUUUGACAAUGCUGACUUCUACGUAGGAAUAUAUGUUAUGUGGCCCAAAGCAGUUUUAAAAGAAGCUUCUUGUAAUCCAAUUGUAUGGUUUUGAAAUUGAGGCGGUGUUGGGAUGUUGUUUAAGCUAAAUUAUUGUACAGGUGUUUAUUCAAAGCUGCACAAUGUGUGAGUGUAAGAAACAGACUUCAAAAACCAGUUCCAUAUUUUUUACUGUAUUUUUCCCUGUCCAUGCUGAAACCAAACAGGAUUCUGUAGUUCAGCAAAAAAUGUGAAUUUCGUUAAGUGAUUGUUCUUGGAAGUCUGAACAAUGGUUACUCUCAUGAAAAUAAUGCACCCAACCACUGUGCCUGAAUUGUGCCGAAACGGUUUGAGGAGUGUGACAGGCCACCAGAAUCCUUCAAUCUUAAUCCAACUGAGCAUGCUUGGGAUGACCUAGAGCAAUGCAUUCCUCAUCACAUCCCUCUUCUACCUCUCUGCACAAAUUGCCAAUAUUAAUUACUGAAUGGGUUAACAUCCCUCAGGAUACCUUGUGGCAUGUAUAUCAUAUUGUAUCAAGGCUUAAUCAGCAAUGUCAUCUCACUUGCUGUAAAACAUGUGAGUUGUUAGGGAAAGCAGCUGGUUGGUUAAGACCAGAAAGGAGGCGUUAGAGGCGGGCAGAAAUUCACAUUGCCGAGUUUAAAUGACCUAGGGAGUGCACUUUCUUUAACCUGGUAUGCUAACAAAUACCAAUUUUUAAACUUUAAAUAUAACAAGUGCUUCUUUCAAAACUGGAUAUGUAAGACGUACUGUAUAUAGCAAAUGGAACUAAAUGACAGUAAAGAUUACAUGUAUUAUUUCACUUGCUAUGAUGCCUUUAAAUUGUACUAAAGUGCAAUAUUAGAUAAAGAGACAGGAGGGGUAUGGGGUGGCACUGGAGGUAUUGGAAAGAGGUGAUGGGGUUUAUUUAUGGUGAAAGUAAUGGAUAAAUCUGCCAAAAAAUGUUCACAAAAACUGUCAGUUCAGUUGUAUUUGGCUAAGGCUUGAGUCUUGGUUAAGUUAAUAAUAUUAUGAUUUAUUAUUUUCAAGAUGGUUAACUCAAUGGGUUGCUUUUGUUUUACCUUAAUAUAAUGUUUUAUGAUUACGUAUAUGAAAGUGUGGAGUUUUACUGUUUUACAAUGUUCUGUAUGUAAAAAAUGCAUUUGCGUGCAAAGCCUAUACACUUAACAUUAGCGAGAAGCAAUGUUUGUUGAAAAUAAGCCUUUGAUUCAUAAUAAUAAUUUUAAUGUAUGAUAUUAUGGACAGAAUACUCUAUUAUAUGAGUUUUUUUGUUUUUUUUUACUGCUUUUAUCUUGAAUAAUGUCUAAGAAAGUAUUCAGUAAUAUACAGCUGUGUGUGUGCGUGUGUGCGUGUGUGCUAGUUAACACGUGUUAGCUAAGAGUAUAAAAGGAAGGCGCGUGUGCACUUCGGGGUUUUUGGCGUUCUAUGUUCUCCUGUGUUUUCUGUGUUGCUGAUUAAUAAACAACGUUUUAUUUUGUA